UGUAGCCUGUGCUAAGUAGAACUUAAAUUGGUUAAUAAAUUCUAAUCUGUAUCUCUCACCUACAUAACCCAUAAACAUGUUUUCUCGUCAGUUCAGUGACUGUUUGGCAUUACGUCUCACUACUAUACAACAAAACAAGUAAAGAUGCGCGGAAGUUGGGCCUCCAAGACGGAGUUUAUCUUGUCGUGUCUCGGUUACGCCAUUGGUAUCGGUAACGUUUGGCGCUUUCCGUAUCUGUGCUACCGGAACGGGGGCGGCGCUUUCCUGAUUCCUUAUCUGAUCAUGCUGGUCUUCUGUGGAAUUCCGUUGUUCUUCCUCGAAGUAUCGCUGGGACAGUUCUCCGGACGUGGUUGCGUGACGGUGUUUCAAAUUGCCCCUCUGCUCAAGGGCGCUGGAUUGGCGAUUGUGCUGUGUAAUUUUGUAUGUGUUUCGUAUUGUAAUGUGAUAAUGGCGUACUCGUUGCUGUUUUUGUGGAAUUCGCUGCGCAGUCGGUUGCCGUGGAUGAACUGCGGGAACAAGUGGAAUACGGAACGGUGUUUGGAGUUGGGCGGACAAGGAAGUCUGAUUAUGAAUGCAUCAGCUCGGUGGCGAACUUCUGCUGACGAGUUCUUCCAGUAUUAACAUUUUUGUAAACAAAAAUGAUAGAUCGAUUGAUAAGUUCCUAUUAUUUACGUUUAGCAACGCAAUACUGCACAUUUCGGAUGGCAUUGAUUCUCCAGGAGGUAUUGUGUGGCCUCUAUUCUUCAGCAACUUAA
This is a messenger RNA of Aedes albopictus (Asian tiger mosquito), 755 nucleotides long. Its product is annotated as sodium-dependent proline transporter-like. Gene Ontology annotation, cellular component: plasma membrane. NCBI's taxonomy places the organism in Eukaryota, Metazoa, Arthropoda, Insecta, Diptera, Culicidae. The transcript has a single exon. Gene Ontology annotation, biological process: sodium ion transmembrane transport. The record is from RefSeq and is a predicted model, not a curated record. The coding region runs from base 145 to 621 and encodes 158 amino acids.